ACUGAAGCAGAAAUCAUGGCAGCACAACACCGCCCCUGUCUGAGCUCUCCGCUGUCCUCACGCCCGUGGUGCUGAAAUCUGCGCUCGCCCCGACAGCUAUGUGACGGCAAUGAAACAAAGACACGGGGUGCACGACGAACGAUAGCGAUAAUGGACGAUGAUUUGUUUCAGUUAAGACAGCUCCCAGUGGUGAAAUUUCGGCGUACAGGUGAAAGCACUCGUUCAGAGGAGGAGUGCGGUAGCAGGGAUGAGGUUCUCCAUGUGGAGGGAGGGCGGACGGACAUGGAGUCAGUUUCCCUGGCUGAUGGUGCUCCAGUUCCCCGGGAGUUUGCUAAUCCCACCGAUGAUACCUUUAUGGUGGAGGAUGCAGUGGAAGCUAUUGGCUUCGGGACAUUUCAAUUAAAGCUGUCCAUCCUUACCGGACUUUCAUGGAUGGCAGAUGCCAUGGAGAUGAUGAUCCUCAGUAUACUGGCCCCUCAGCUACACUGUGAGUGGGCACUACCCACCUGGCAAGUGGCACUCCUAACCUCGGGAGUAUUUAUUGGAAUGAUGAUCAGCUCUUCAUUAUGGGGAAAUAUAUCUGAUAAAUAUGGCAGAAAAACAGGUUUGAAGAUGAGUGUAUUCUGGACCCUGUUUUACGGCCUCCUCAGUGCAUUCGCUCCUUUAUACGGAUGGAUUCUGUUCCUCAGAGCUCUGGUAGGCUUCGGUAUUGGAGGCGCUCCACAAUCAGUGACAUUGUAUGCUGAGUUUCUCCCCAUGCGGUCCAGGGCCACUUGCAUUUUGUUGAUAGAGAUAUUCUGGGCCCUGGGAACAGUAUUUGAAGUGCUGCUUGCCAUUUUGGUGAUGCCAACAUUGGGCUGGCGCUGGCUGCUGGCCCUCUCCACAAUUCCACUUUUUAUUUUUGCUAUUCUUUCAUUUUGGCUGCCAGAAAGUGCACGUUAUGACGUCCUGACAGGGAAUCAGGAGAAGGCUUUAAGCACACUUAAACGAAUUGCUGCGGAAAACAAGGUUCCCAUGCCACUGGGAAAACUUAUUGUGGCCAGACAGGAGGACAGGGGGAAGAUUCAAGAUCUUUUCUCUCCACACUUCCGCUGGACCACUGUUCUGCUAUGGUUUAUAUGGUUCUCUAAUGCGUUCUCUUAUUAUGGUGUGGUGUUGCUGACCACUGGUCUUUUCCAGGAAGGAGGGGCCUGUGGUCAGGCAAAAGGAAGCAAAAGGGAUCCAAGUUGCAGUUUGGAGUGCAAGUAUCUGAAUUCAGAUGAUUACAAAGAUCUUCUUUGGACCACGCUCUCUGAGUUUCCAGGUCUGCUAGUGACCCUGUGGGCGAUCGAUCGAUUGGGAAGGAGGAAGACUAUGGCACUGUGUUUCUUCGUCUUCUCCCUCUGCAUUGUGCCACUCUAUGGAUGUGUAGGAAGAACCGCUUUGACAGUUUUGAUAUUCAUUGCAAGAGCCUUUAUUGCUGGGGGAUUCCAAGCUGCGUAUGUGUACACACCAGAGGUGUAUCCCACGGCGACAAGGGCACUGGGUUUGGGUACCAGCAGUGGAAUGGCUCGGGUCGGAGCUCUCAUCACUCCAUUUGUUGCACAGGUGAUGCUGGAAUCAUCUGUGUACUUGACUCUGUCCGUCUACUGUUGCUGCUGUUUGUUGGCUGCUAUUGCGUCCUGUGCCCUUCCCAUCGAGACCACUGGCCGGGGCCUGCAGGAGUCCAGUCAUAGAGAAUGGGGUCAGGAGAUGAUGGGACGGGCACCAGACCAUAGCCCUGGUGGGAUUCCACAUUCCAGCUCUGAAUCCCAGGACUAAAGGGACACAGAUGAGGUUUUUUUAAGAGCAAUUGGUCUUAGAUCUACUGUAGGGAGGGAAUGUACUUUGCAAAAACAAUGUUUGUCUAAACAGACCUACCUGAUUCAGUGGUUUUAAGAGUUGCUCUGAAUUGAUUUUUUAAGUUCCUUUAUCAAAGUCAAGAGGUUUCCUUUCAUGAAUCUCCCCUCGACCAGAGAUAUUGAGGGGAAUAUAUAUUCAUUGAAGUACAACAGAAGAUAGGUUGAAUCCUGGAUCUGAAACACUAUAGCCCGGUUUCACAGACAAGGCUUAAGGUUCAUACCAGCCAAAAAUUAAUGUUUGACCUGUCUUAACUGAAAAUAACUUUGCCAGAAAUAUCUUUAAAAAUAUAACAGGCAUUUUUUGUCUCAAGAUGCACACAAGUAAUGUAUACUUCUAAGGCAUUUUUAAAAUCAGCGACAUAAAUAUCUUAAUUCAACUAAGGCAUGGUCCUGGUUUAAGCUAAGCCUUGUCUAUGAAACCGGGCCUAUGACACUUACACCAUUUUAAACAUACAUAUGUGAUCCUGGACAACAAAACCAAUCUUAUGGGUCUAUUUUUCGAAAUUUAGAUUUUUACAUCAUCUGAACGCUGAACAAUUAAGACAAUUUCUGGCGGAGAUACAACAGUUUAAAACUAUGGAAUCUGAGGGAGCAAAAAUACGAAAUAUUGAUAAAAUUGCCUUUGAAGUUGUCUAUCAGAGGUGCUGUAGCAGGCCAUCCACUCGCAAAAAUUAUGUUUUUUAAUAUUUAAGGUUGGAAAUUUACAAAAUAUCUUCAUGGAACAUGAUCUUUAUUUAAUAUUUUAAUGACUUUAGGAAUAAAAGAAAAAUCUGUCAAUUUGACCCAUACAAUGUAUUUUUGUCUUUAACUAAAAAUGUUCCAGUGCUACGUAAGACUGGUUUUGUGAUCCAGGGUCACAUAUGGUCCUAAGAAUGUUAAUGUAUAUUUAAAAGGAUAGUUCAUUCAAUUAAUCACCCUCAUGUCAUAAACUUAUGACUCAUGUUACUCUUUCUUCUGUUGAACACAAAAGAAGAUAUUUUGAGGAAAAUCUUUUAUGGUUUUAUGUCCAUACAACGGAAGUCAGCUGGGUUCACUGUUGUUUGGUUACCAGCAUUCUUCAAAAUAUCUUCUUUUGUGUUCCACAGAAGAAAAACAGUCAUACAGGUGUGGAAUGACACAAGGUCAAGUGAAUAAUGAAGGAUUGUGCAUUUUUGGGUGAACUAUCAAAUUUAGAGGAAAAGUGACCGAUUUUAACUUCUCCCAAAUAAAGAGCACAAAAAAUGUGUUUGUUUGUGGGUCAGAAUGACUGUGAGUAGAAAGUGUAGAUUUGUGUGUUUUAUUUCUUUAUGUUCAAAACGGGCCUUACUCUCCACUCCCAACACUCCUUCGGGGAGUGCAUAACAACUUUUGAUUCAUAGCGCAAAAGGCUGGAUGCUGCUAUCAAGACCAGCACACAAUGCACCAGUUGUAUUGCUUUUGUUGAAGAAACAUUUACUAGAGCAUUAUAGAGGCUACAUAAUUCUUAGCCAUUCAGUUUUGCUUUUACUGACAUCAUGAUGCACACAGUGACAUCUGGUGGACAUCAACAUCUUCAUUUCAUACCACAUAGCGUUGGAAAGCACCUUUCAAUGGGUGUCAACCGAUUCACUUGUAAGCUGUUUAAACUCAAAUUGUUCCCUAAGCACACACAUCAAAGGUCUUUAGAAAAUGUAUAAUCUUGAAUGUACAGAUUAUAUAGAAAACAACAUUCACCUUUGUGUGUUCAAACGAAGACAAAAACUGAAAAAAAUCAAACAGGUUUGGUAGUCAAGAGUUAAUAACAGAAUUUGCAUUUAAAUACAGGAACUCUUUCAUUACAGUCUAUUCUAGUACCUGAGCCUCCUAAAAGCAGAUGUCUAAAAAAAUUGCUUGCAUUAAACGCGCAACAAACAUAAACGUUAUUUUAUUUAGCUUUUGUAUCUCUCUACCAAUUGAACAGUCCUUU
Molecule: messenger RNA, 3804 nt
Organism: Triplophysa dalaica
Lineage: Eukaryota; Metazoa; Chordata; Actinopteri; Cypriniformes; Nemacheilidae
Gene: svopa
Product: SV2 related protein a
Exons: 16
Coding region: 151-1800 (549 amino acids)
Biological process (GO): transmembrane transport
Cellular component (GO): membrane
Molecular function (GO): transmembrane transporter activity
Source: RefSeq, a predicted model, not a curated record